This is a messenger RNA of Gossypium arboreum, 987 nucleotides long. Its product is annotated as NDR1/HIN1-like protein 1. The transcript has a single exon. NCBI's taxonomy places the organism in Eukaryota, Viridiplantae, Streptophyta, Magnoliopsida, Malvales, Malvaceae. The record is from RefSeq and is a predicted model, not a curated record. Gene Ontology annotation, biological process: defense response to other organism. Bases 95 to 727 code for a protein of 210 amino acids.
UCUUUAUAUGAGGCAUCUUAGUUGUUAUCCGUGUUGCUAAAUCUCCCACUCCAAAAGCUUUCAAUCUUUGCCAUCUCCACCGCCACCUGAAAUCAUGACAGAAGAAUACUGCCCCCACCACCAGGACGGACACCAACUAGUGAAGCGCAUAGCGAUAGCCAUUGUCGGGUUAUUGAUAGUUUGCGCCAUAGUAGUCCUCCUGGUAUGGGCAAUUCUCCACCCUUCCAAGCCCAGAUUCCUCCUCCAAGACGUCACCAUCUUUGCUUUCAACCUUAGUACUGCCCCACACUUGCUCACUUCCAACCUCCAAAUCACUUUAGCUGCAAGGAACCCAAAUAGCAGGAUCGGCAUUUUCUACCGCAAACUCGAUAUCUUCGCAUCCUAUCGUAACCAGCAGAUAACUUUACCCACACUCCUACCCACAACCUACCAGGGCCAUCGAGACUUCACCAUUUGGUCCCCAUUCUUGUACGGUAACGAUGUGCCGGUGGCUCCAUUUCUUCAGGCUGGGUUGAGCGCUGACAUGAAUGGUGGGUUGGUGAUGCUCGACAUCAAGGUUUUCGGCCAUUUAAAAUGGAAAGUUGGGUCCUGGAUUUCGCGUCGCUAUCAAAUUAACGUCCACUGUCCUGCUUAUAUUUCGUUUAGUGAUCGAAUCAAGGGCUUCCAAGUUGGUUCUGCUAUGAAGUAUCAACUUCUCCAAACUUGCAGAGUUGAUAUUUCUCUUUAACAGAUCCUUCUUUAUUCCUUUUUUUGUCACGACUUGACCCAACCUACUAGGCCACAUUAUGGAUAUAAUCCCAAAUUGUUCUUUUCUGAACACUUACGAAUCACUCAAGUUUUUGCCACCUUCUCUUUAUAUUUGAGAAUGCAGGUUGAAAUCUUGAAAGACCUAGUUUCGAAUUAUGCACCCACAACAAGCCUCAGCAAACCGAGUCAAGUCAUGAUACAUUAUUGUGAAAUUCUAGAGUUGUAUGCAUGUCGUUGGAA